Molecule: messenger RNA, 628 nt
Organism: Rotaria sp. Silwood2
Lineage: Eukaryota; Metazoa; Rotifera; Eurotatoria; Philodinida; Philodinidae
Source: the annotation of a GenBank genome assembly
AGCUUAAGCUAUUUGAUGCUUAUCUCUAUGCGGACGAAUAUAAAAAAAUAUGUAUUACGAUUGAUUGUGCUAGUUUUGUACACUAAUAAAGUUCAUGACGUAUAUAUAGGUCGGCGUCAGUUAAAGGGUUAAACAUGAAGCAGUGAACCAUAAAAUAUAUGAAAGAACAGAUGAAGCAUUAUUAUACUUUCGAAAUUUAGAAAAAGAAUUACCAGAAGUACGUGUUUUGCUAAAAAGUGCAAAUAAUGAUCUUAAACGAAUUCAAGAAAAGAAAAAAAUGAAUGAUUAAGUUUGUUUGCUAGAUAUGGUAAAGUUCUUGGCAGUGAAUGGACAAUAUUUAGUACCUGAACGGUUUAUGCUAUUUCAGAUUUUAACAACUUUACCAAUUGGAUCUAACGAAUGUGCAAGAAGUUUCAGUGCAUUACAACGUAUUAAAACUAAAUUACGGAAUAAUCUCUCAUCCACAGCAUUAGAGACGACUGUGCAAUUUAGUAUAUUAAAACCACAUGUUACUGAUGAAGACUUAGAUGAUAUUGUACAGCAUUUUUGUAUGUAUCCAGGACGAGUAAAAGCUCGUAAUAUCAAAAUAUAUAUCCACAAAAAUGAUGACAGUGAUAGUGAAGAAUAG